This is a messenger RNA of Drosophila erecta, 2013 nucleotides long. RefSeq names its product zinc finger protein 568. Gene Ontology annotation, cellular component: nucleus. Bases 1 to 1815 code for a protein of 604 amino acids. NCBI's taxonomy places the organism in Eukaryota, Metazoa, Arthropoda, Insecta, Diptera, Drosophilidae. Gene Ontology annotation, molecular function: DNA-binding transcription factor activity; zinc ion binding; RNA polymerase II cis-regulatory region sequence-specific DNA binding. The record is from RefSeq and is a predicted model, not a curated record. Gene Ontology annotation, biological process: regulation of transcription by RNA polymerase II. The transcript is spliced from 5 exons.
AUGUUUCCCUUCCCUUCCCGAAUCCACUGCCAGUCGACACCAGGCGUUAGCACAUUUAGCACGUGGCUCUCGGCAGCUGUGGAUCAGCUGUUUUCAAGUCAGAUCUGUCGGGAUUUUGCAGAUCUGUUGUCAGUGCCAUCACUAACGGCUCAGCUGGCCCUUCGCAUCACUGUCGAGGACGCUAGAAUUAGUUAUUUACAAAAGUUUGUUAUUUAUCGGAAAGGCCAACGCAGGACCAGCAUGUCGCCGCCGGACGCUUUGUGCCGCGUCUGCCACACUGCCUCGGCCCGCUGCCUGCCGCUGUUCCAGCCGCUCAGCAACCCUGUUGCCGGAAAACUAGCGACUUUGGCCAACAUUCUGAGCUACUGCAGCGGCCUGGAGAUCAUCGAGUCGGAGCUCUUCCUGCCCCACCACAUCUGCCCGGGCUGCGUGGCCAAGCUGCGGCUCUCGCUGGAGUUCAAGCGCAGUGUCCACCGCAUGGACAGAAUUCUGCGGCAGAGUCAUGCGGACUUUUGCCGCAGCAAGAGGAUCAAUGCGUUGAAUACUCGGCACAGGCUGUCGCCUGAGAUUCCGGAGGACUUUGUACUUGUGCUGGACGACCGGCAAGCGGCUGAAUAUGCUGAGGAUCAGCUGGUCGUGGAGUCGGAUGAGGAGGAGAUGAGGAGCCGGCUGGAGGGGCCCAGUGUGCAGAAGGAGAGACCAGCCCAUGAACUGGAACGGCAGGAAGAGUUGCCAGAGGAGCAGCAUAGUCGCGCAAUUGAAGAGAUCUACUUGGAUGCCAAGGCAGGUGAGGAUCUGUACGAGGUGGUCGACGAUCCGGAGCAACGUCUAGUGGAAGCCGCACAGCAAAGCGAACCUUUGGCCACUAAGAGCAGGCCAAGGAAAUCCAAACCAGCGCUGCAAUGUCCCAUUUGCGGCAAAGAACUGAGCAGCAAAAGGACCUUUCAGUGCCAUAUGACGCAACAUGGCCAGCACCACAUUCGCGGAGAAGACCAAGUCCACAGCACGGAGGAAUCGCUUCAAAUUGAGCCCGUUCUGCAGGCCAAGGCUGGCGAGGAUCUGUACGAGAUUGUGGAGAAUGCAGAGCAACCAGGCGCCAACCAGGCGCCAAAACCUUUGGCCCGCCGGAUCCGACACUGGAAACCUCUCAAUCCCUCCCUGCAGUGUCAAAUCUGCGGCAAGCAACUGAGCACCAGCAACUCGUUCAAGUACCACAUGCAGCUACAUGGCACGGCCACGCCUUACGUUUGCAAGAUCUGCGGGGAGUCGUUUAAGACCCGAAACGCCCACGACGGUCAUGUCACGCUGCACGAUCUAAACAAUCCGAAUAGGUGCCCCACCUGCUUCAAGGUGUACCGGCAGGCGUCCUCGCUGCGCACACACCUGCUAAUCCACAGCGGCAUCAAGCCAUUCGAGUGCAGCAUCUGCGGCAAGCGGCUGACCCAAAAGUCGGGCUACAAGAAGCACAUGCUCACGCACACGGGCGAGAAGCCGCAUGGCUGCGACGUCUGCGGCCGCAGCUUUCGCUACUCGAGCAACCUGAUCGCCCACAAGCGGUGCCACAGCCAGGAGAAGCCACACCACUGCCAGGUGUGCCAGAAGCGCAGCUUCGGCAGCAGGUCCGAGCUCAACCGCCACAUGCUCGUCCACAGCAGCGAGCGGCCGUUCGGCUGUGCGCAGUGCGGCAAGUCCUUCAAGCGCCAGAUCUCCCUCGGCAUCCACCUGCAGACGCACCAGGCGGGCAGGCAGCGCAAGAGGAGCGACCCCAAAGCGGAUGUCCUGCUAGAGCGGCGGGACCAGCAGGAAGAGGCCUGAGUGUGGAUCUCCAGCCCAAGCUGCUAUCGGUUACAUUAAUCACAGGAGCACAGGAGUUGGCUUAGUUUUAGUUUACUUUUGCUUUUAUUUUCGGUACGUUCCUUUGCAUGAUAACAAGUUCUAAGUGUUACUAUUGUUACAUACGCCCUAGGAUAAAAUUUGUUGUUUUCCCACCCCAAAAUAUAUGGUCAACAAACA